Vigna unguiculata (cowpea) is the source of this 708-nucleotide messenger RNA. The record is from RefSeq and is a predicted model, not a curated record. NCBI's taxonomy places the organism in Eukaryota, Viridiplantae, Streptophyta, Magnoliopsida, Fabales, Fabaceae.
AUGGCAACAGACCAAGUCCAAGGUUCAUUUAAAGAACAGUUUAGGAGAAUUUAUGACUAUGCAAAUGAGUUGCUGAAAUCCAAUCCUGGGUCUACAAUCAAACUGAAAGUGGAAGAUGUGGAGGGACAAGCCACAUUCAAGAGAUUCUACACUUGUUUAAAAGCGUGUAAAGAUAGUUUUGUGUCGUGUAGACCAAUAAUUGGGUUGGAUGGCUGUUUUCUGAAAGGACGAUAUGGGGGUGAAUUAUUAACGGCUGUUGGUCGAGAUGGUAAUGACCAGAUGCUGCCACUAUGCUAUGCGCUUGUUGAAGUAGAAAAUAAAGAAACAUGGACUUGGUUUAUGGAGUUAUUGAUUGAAGACUUAGGUGGGCCAGAAGAGCUGUUACCUGGAGCAGAACAAAGAUUCUGCAUGCGCCAUUUGUACGCCAAUUUUAGGAAAAAAUUUGGUGGUAAGAAAUUGAAGAAUUUAAUGUGGCGGGCUGCUGUGAGUACAUAUCCCCAAGCUUGGGAAAGAGAAAUGAGAAAUAUCAAAGAAGCCAAUCUUGAGGCUUACAAAUACCUCAUAGCCAUUCCACCAAGGUUUGUCUUUAUCAUCCAUAUUCACAAUACUGUUACACAUUAUGGUGUUGCUAACCUUAGUGUGACACUUUCAUUUUCAGAUUUUGGUCUAGAUCUAGGUUCACAAGUCAAGCCAUUUGUGACACUCUAG